Cyprinus carpio (common carp) is the source of this 3070-nucleotide messenger RNA. RefSeq lists its product as uncharacterized. The transcript has 14 exons. The coding region runs from base 1569 to 2756 and encodes 395 amino acids. The record is from RefSeq and is a predicted model, not a curated record. NCBI's taxonomy places the organism in Eukaryota, Metazoa, Chordata, Actinopteri, Cypriniformes, Cyprinidae.
CAGUUUUCUACCCUUCAGUGCACCUUCGCAGUGACAGUUAUCUGCCCUUCACUGCACCUUCGCAGUGACCGUUAUCUGCCCUUCACUGCACCUUCGCAGUGACCGUUAUCUGCCCUUCAGUGACACCUUCGCAGUGACCGUUAUCUGCCCUUCACUGCACCUUCGCAGUGACCGUUAUCUGCCCUUCAGUGCACCUUCGCAGUGACCGUUAUCUGCCCUUCAGUGACACCUUCGCAGUGACCGUUAUCUGCCCUUCAGUGGCACCUUCGCAGGACCCGUUAUCUGCCCUUCAGUGCACCUUCGCAGUGACCGUUAUCUGCCCUUCAGUGACACCUUCGCAGUGACCGUUAUCUGCCCUUCACUGCACCUUCGCAGUGACCGUUAUCUGCCCUUCACUGCACCUUCGCAGUGACCGUUAUCUGCCCUUCACUGCACCUUCGCAGUGACCGUUAUCUGCCCUUCAGUGACACCUUCGCAGUGACCGUUAUCUGCCCUUCAGUGACACCUUCGCAGUGACCGUUAUCUGCCCUUCAGUGACACCUUCGCAGUGACCGUUAUCUGCCCUUCAGUGACACCUUCGCAGUGACCGUUAUCUGCCCUUCACUGCACCUUCGCAGUGACCGUUAUCUGCCCUUCAGUGACACCUUCGCAGUGACCGUUAUCUGCCCUUCACUGCACCUUCGCAGUGACCGUUAUCUACCCUUCACUGCACCUUCGCAGUGACCGUUAUCUGCCCUUCACUGCACCUUCGCAGUGACCGUUAUCUGCCCUUCACUACACCUUCGCAGUGACCGUUAUCUGCCCUCAGUGACACCUUCGCAGUGACCAGUUUUAUCUCUGUAAAUUGCCUGGUUACUUGAUCUAGUCAUUAUUUGUAUUAAAAACAGCUAGGCUCAUGUGAAACCCUAUUUUCAGAAAAGGCAAAAAACAUGGUGUGUCAUUUGUCCAGUUUUGCUUUUACAAAUACAUUAUUCCAUACAAUAGUCGCUUAUAAAUUGUAUUCAUUGGUAUAUCCUGCUCAUAAUUUAAAUUAACCAAAUACUGCCUCUUCAUAGUCGAACUCUGUGCUAAAUUACAUAUUAAUGAAACAAAUGUUUCUAUACAGCAUUGAUGCAUGUGAAGAGGACUCCUCUCUUGGGAGACUUGUUAAUGACGACCACAGAAGACCUAAUUGCAAAAUGAAAACCAUAAAAGUAAAUGAGAACCCACACUUGUGUCUCUUCGCGAUUCGAGAUAUUACAGCUGGAGAAGAAUUGACUUACAACUACGGUGACUCAAAACGUGGGCAUGGAGAGCACAGCAGGUUAACAAGGAUGUAGUACCUAGCGUGAAACCUGAGAUUGGGAGUAUAAAGUCUGCUGCUGCUAUAGUACAUGCUGAUUCAGUAGGUGAACCCACCACAGUCACAACUGCAGACUCACAGCCUGCUGACACAGCCCCCAAAACACACUUCACUGGCACAGACACCCUGUCCAACAUGCCCGUCUCAGAUGAUAAUUUGCAGAGUGAGCGCUCGAAGGCCAGGAUUGACAAAUUAAAAGAACACCACAAUAGGUGUGAAGCUCGGUAUGAAUCUACGGCAGAAAAACGAAACGCUCUUCAAAGACAGCGAACCUUACUCCUACUGCAACUGGCAAACUUGGAUAAAAUGCUGGGCCCAGAAUCACAUCCGGUCAACUCAACCAGCAGAAGAUUCUGUGAUACCCUCACCAACAGACACACAGGUAUGGUCAGAAAUUGACCAUGCAUCUCCUUCAACCAGCGAAUGUGUACCACCACUGGAAAGAACAGAGAGUGUAUUUGUUGCCUUCCAAAACAACAUGGACACAGAUUCCAGCUCUGCAGAAGAUGGGAAUGUGUCCCACUCCAAUCCCAAGCUGGGCCCAGAAUCACAUCCAGUCACUAAACCAGCAGAAGAUUCUGUGAUACCCUCACCAACAGACACACAGGUUGCCUUCCAAAACAACAUGGACACAGAUUCCAGCUCUGCAGAAGAUGGGAAUGUGUCCCACUCCAAUCCCAAGCUGGGCCCAGAAUCACAUCCGGUCACUCAACCAGCAGAAGAUUCUGUGAUACCCUCACCAACAGAAACACAGGUUGCCUUCCAAAACAACAUGGACACAGAUUCCAGCUCUGCAGAAGAUGGGAAUGUGUCCCACUCCAAUCCCAAGUUUAAAAAACAAAUGCUUGGAUAUGAUUCUGAAGACUCACUAAGCAGCAUGGAAAUAACAGAGGAUGAAUAUGUGCCAGGGUCAGAUUGUGAAAGUGAGAUCAGCUCAGAGGGUGGCAGUAUAUUAAAGAAAAAUUCUGCCACCAUGGCCAGUCCUGCUGUUAAAGAUGGAACAAGAAAAACAUACAAGGGACCUAGAAACCGGAACUCUGAAUCUGACACAUCUGGGGAAAGCUCCAUAACUUCACUUACAGUUAUGCACAGUCAAAAGACUGACGAUGGAUCUAGAAGAUACACCAAAAAACAUUACUGUCUCUUUUGUGAGAAACCACAAUCCAAAAUCGCCAGGCAUCUGGAACUUGUUCAUGGAGAUCAAUCUGAAGUCGCUAAGGCCAUUUCAUCUCCAAAGAACUCCAAGGAAAGAAAGCUCCAACUGACUAUACUAAGGAAACAGGGGGACAGAGCACACAAUGUAGAUGUCAUUAGAAAGGGAAAAGGUGUCAUUGUUCCAUGUAAACAAGCGAGUUCUCCAAAUGUCAAUCCAAAUAAAUUCUUACACUGUGCAAAUUGCCAAGGACUUUUCUAAAAAAAAUUUCUUUGGAAACAUAUGAAAAGGUGCCCACUUCGAGGUGUUCUUCCAAAACCUGGUAGAACUCGAGCCCAAUCGAUUUGCGCCUUUGCGCAACCUGUGCAGGAAGGAGUUAGCAAGGGACUGUGGAAACUUCUAAGUGACAUGAAACAAGGUGAAGUGGUAGAUGUCAUAAAGAGUGACCAUUGUAUCCUCAAGUAUGGCGAGCAGAAAUACAACCUCAUGGGACACCGGCGUUCUGAUCAUGAACUGAUCCGUCAGAAAAUGCGUGAGUUAGGGAGACUGGUUUUGAAAGGAAGGCAGGUGUCCCC